Molecule: messenger RNA, 838 nt
Organism: Magnolia sinica
Lineage: Eukaryota; Viridiplantae; Streptophyta; Magnoliopsida; Magnoliales; Magnoliaceae
Product: pseudo histidine-containing phosphotransfer protein 6
Exons: 5
Coding region: 122-592 (156 amino acids)
Biological process (GO): phosphorelay signal transduction system; phosphorylation; cytokinin-activated signaling pathway
Cellular component (GO): nucleus; cytoplasm
Molecular function (GO): protein histidine kinase binding; histidine phosphotransfer kinase activity
Source: RefSeq, a predicted model, not a curated record
CCUUGAAAAGGAAAGAACAUAAAAUAAAAAGCCACAACAAAACCACUCACUCUACUAAAUCUCCUACAACAAAUCUUUCGAAGUAGAGCAGCAUUUAGCCAAGACGGGUCUACCACUGUGGAUGCUUGGUCUCGGCGCCGAUCGUUUGCGGGCCGACAUGAAUCGAUUGCUAGCCUUACUCUUCCACCAGGGAGUGCUCGAUGAGCAGUUUCUGCAGCUGCAGCAGCUGCAAGAUGAGACGUCGCCGAAUUUUGUAUCGGAGGUUGUUAGCAUAUAUUUUCGUGAGUCGGAGAAGCUCCUGAGGAAUCUACGAGCCCUUCUUCUGGAAAGAGAGAGCUCGGACUACAAGAAGAUGGGAAUUCAUUUAAACCAGUUCAUGGGCAGCAGUUCAAGCAUAGGAGCAAAGAGGGUGCGGAAUGUGUGCGUUGCGUUUCGGGCAGCUUCUGAGCAGAAUAACCGAGCUGGGUGCUUGCGUUCUUUGGAACUGCUGGAGCACGAAUAUUGCUACCUCAAAAACAAACUACACGAACUGUUCCAUAUAGAGCAGCAGCGAGUGAUGGCAUCUGGAGUGAGGUACCCGAUGUUGGAUUGAAAGACGCCACCAAAUAGCCUUUGCUUUUGGAGUUCUGAUGGAUGGGUUGUUUUUCUGUCUCCCUUUUUCUACACCCCUACCUUACAAAACAAAGAUGAAAAAAAAAAAAGGAGAAGAAGAAGAAGAAGAAAAACCCUAGUUUCACGUAGCUAUGCCUCUCUCUCUCUCUCUCUCUCUCUCUCUCUUCUUUAUUGUAGAGUUAUUCUUUGAUGCCGUUUCAAUGCAUAAAUCGUCCUUUCAGCUGCA